AUGGGCUACUAUGAUAUAGAUGACAUACUAGUGGACUCUACUGAAGUUCCUUGUAAGUUUAACUAUGAGAUUCCGGGGCUAGGGUACUUGGAGAAUAACCCAGGGAAACCGAUACGGAAGAAUACAAAGCUUUCUUUGCCACUGUGGUUGGCGCGGGUGUUGGCCAUUGUAGGUGCGGAUAGCCAGGAACAGGAGGACAUGGACCCUAAUGCAGAGGAAGAGGAUGGCGGUGAUGCCUUCGUAGAGCUGCUUACGCCUGAUAUGUUCUCGAACAAAGUAAUAAAUGCGAUUAAGACAGAUCCCAAGUCGCUGGAUUUACACGCGAUAAACCCUUACUUCUUGGACAUGGCUCUUAAAUGGAUAGCGCUCUAUAGUGACAAAGACCUAGGUGAAAUAGUGUAUGAGCUGCUGCUUGAAAGAGCACAGCAGAUAAACAACUAUGCCAGCAGUGUGUCGAUAGAUACCGAGUACGGGAACAAAUACAGAAGUGCCUUGCUUGAUGCAUUAAGACUUCAGCAGAAUAGUGCAAACGAGGAUAGAUCAGGACCCCUGGCGUCCAUUAACGGUACUUCUUCUUUAACAACUAGAUCUGCCAACAAUUCAGGAAUUGGUUCAUCUGUUGGUACUAGCCAGGCUACUAACUUGGCAGCUUCUACUAGAUUCUUACUCAAACUGGACGAAUUUGAAAGACAACUAUACAAGGACACUCACGAUUCUUACAGAGAUACAAAGAAAUGGGUAUCCAAAUAA
Nakaseomyces glabratus is the source of this 750-nucleotide messenger RNA. RefSeq names its product DNA replication protein PSF3 (gene PSF3). Gene Ontology annotation, biological process: mitotic DNA replication initiation. The record is from RefSeq and is a predicted model, not a curated record. Gene Ontology annotation, cellular component: GINS complex. NCBI's taxonomy places the organism in Eukaryota, Fungi, Ascomycota, Saccharomycetes, Saccharomycetales, Saccharomycetaceae.